GCCGGCGGCGGCGGCGCGCGCGAGAAGAUGGCGGCGCGAGGCGGGCGGCGGGCGCGGCUGCUGCUGCUCCUUUUCUGGCUCUGGCUCCUCUUGCUGGCGGCGCCCGGGGCCUGGUCGGCGCGGGGCCGCGGGGCCGACAAGCAGAACAGCCUCCGGAGGGCCGCCAGCGGCGUCUACCAGGGCGUGAGCGGCCUCUUCGGCGAGGAGAACGUGCGCGCCCUGCAGAAGUUUUUCUCCAAACUGACCGAGCGAUUUGUAUAUGGUGUGGAUGUUCUAGUAGAUACAUUUUGGAGAAUAUGGACUGAUCUUCUGGAUGUCCUUGGGAUUGGUGGUUCCAACUUGACCCAUUAUUUCAGCCCUGGGUCCCUCGCCAACAACCCCACCCGUGCUCUUUUGCUGAUUGGUGCCAUCUUGCUGGCUUAUUGGUUUGUCUCUCUCCUCCUUGGGUUCUUCUUCUAUCUCUUACAUGUGCUGUGUGGCCGCUUCUUCUGGAUCGUGAGGGUUGCCCUCUUUGCACUUUCUUGUGUGUACAUCCUUCAGAAAUAUGAAGGUGAGCCAGAACAUGCUGUCCUUCCACUGUGCUUUGUAGUUGCUGUCUAUUUCAUGACCGGACCUGUUGGCUUCUAUUGGAGGAGGAACAGCCACAGCACCCUUGAGGAGAAGAUUGACCAUCUUGACAGCCAGAUCCGACUCCUGAACAUACGUCUUUCUAGGGUGAUCGAAAACAUGGAUCGAGGAGGUGACCAAUGAAACAUGGUUUAUCUCACUUUCAACACCAGCUCUCUAGGAAAUCACCAAGCACUGUCUCUAGUUCAUGAAAAGUUAGCGAAGCAACAAGCCAACAUGGAUAAAACAAUGUGCAACAUUAAGCCGUUAAAUGUUAACAUUAGUUUAUCUAGACAAUAUACUGAAAGAAAAAAAUGCACUUGUAAGAUAAGAUUCUUUAGCUGUAUAUUCAGAGAUUUUCCUCCAUGAGUAGAAUUUUAUCCGCUUACUUUUUUCCAAGCAUUUAGAACAUAUUUUGUAAAAGGUUUUUAUAAAGGCAUAUUGAGUAGUCUAUUUAAAAUUAAUUAAAAAUUAAAAUGAGGUUUAUGCAGAUUUGACAUUUUGAAGAGAGAAAGCUUAAAGAAUUCUAUCAAAAGCUUUCGUUAUGAAAAAUGUGGGGGUCAGCUUCUCAUUUUUAUAAUUUAAUCCCCCCCCCCCGCUCUCACCAAUGACUUACUUUCAUUACCUCAAGUUGCCUUUUUAUAUGAUUGCAGUGGAAGGAAUUUCUUCUAAUUAGAAUAGAAGAUCACACACCAUGGGUCUUAGUGGCAAGGGAGGAGGGCAUCUGUGGGACACAAAGUGCUCUUUAAAGAAGAACUUGUGGGUUUUUCUGUGUUUUUCCCUUAGCUGGCCAAAUUGAAGCAGGGAUUGGGAACCUGUGGUCUUCCAGACUUUGGUGGGCCGUUGACCAUGAUAGUUGAGUCUGGUAGAUAUUAGAGUCCAGUAACAUCAGCAGGGCCACAGGUUCCCUAUCCCUGCUGUAAGAGUUUCUCCCAUGGACUUAGCAGAGAGAGCAGUUCACGCAGAAGGCUGCAUUCUUGCUCCUUUGUAGUGAAUGCAGUGAAUCCACUCAUGCAGGAUCUCCAUUAGCAAUGUGUAAAGGUGCACACCUCCAGAACCUCUUGCAAAAGCCCUCUUGCCACAGAUACAAUGGGAAUUAAAAGCAUUCCUAAUACUCCUACCCAGUGGUUUUUUUGAGGUGGUAUGUGCUGGUACAGCAUACCACAAUCUCUGUUUCCCAGCCACCAUCUUGCCACUGCUGCCGCUAGCCCACCCCCACCCCCGCUUGUUUGCUCGCUCGUUCUCCGCACCUGCCUGGCUUUGGGAAGGAGGGAGCAGGACACCAGGAUCCUGACAGAGCCUUGUGACUUGUGCCUCAUUCCCAAGCUGGGCAAGCACUUCCUGGGCUUGGGGAAUGAGACACGUGGUUCUGUCAGCAUCCUGGUGCCCUACUAUCUUCUUCCAAAAGCCAGAAGGACGGGCUUUAAAAAGGAAACUGGAGGGCCUUUGGACCCUGUCAGAGCCUCCUGCCUCUGUCCCAAAGCCAGACAAGUGCUUCCUGAGCUUGGGGGAAUGAGGCACAAGGUUCUGCCAGGAUCCUGGAGCCCUGCUGCUUCCUUCCCUUAGCCCACUUGACUUUCCUUCCUCCAGCUAUUUCUAGGCAGUGAGUACCAGCACCUUAUUUUCUAGGGGGGAAGCACUGCUCCUACCUAAUCCCCACCUAUUUUAAUGCCACUUCAGCUGGAAAUAACUAACAACAAAAAACAGCUUUAGUUA
Molecule: messenger RNA, 2322 nt
Organism: Podarcis raffonei (Aeolian wall lizard)
Lineage: Eukaryota; Metazoa; Chordata; Lepidosauria; Squamata; Lacertidae
Gene: BRI3BP
Product: BRI3 binding protein
Exons: 3
Coding region: 28-750 (240 amino acids)
Cellular component (GO): mitochondrion
Source: RefSeq, a predicted model, not a curated record